This is a messenger RNA of Prinia subflava (tawny-flanked prinia), 1129 nucleotides long. RefSeq names its product achaete-scute family bHLH transcription factor 2 (gene ASCL2). Bases 288 to 806 code for a protein of 172 amino acids. Gene Ontology annotation, biological process: developmental process; regulation of transcription by RNA polymerase II. Lineage: Eukaryota; Metazoa; Chordata; Aves; Passeriformes; Cisticolidae. The transcript is spliced from 2 exons. The record is from RefSeq and is a predicted model, not a curated record. Gene Ontology annotation, molecular function: protein dimerization activity; DNA-binding transcription factor activity, RNA polymerase II-specific; RNA polymerase II transcription regulatory region sequence-specific DNA binding.
GCGGGCGCGCGUGGCGCGGCGCGCGCGGCGCGUGCGGCCGGCGGGGCCCGCGAGCGGCGGCGGCGGCGCGUUGAUAAGGGGCCGGCCGGCAGCGGGGCUCGCCGCAGAGGCGCGGAGCGGCGGCGGGAGAGCACGGGCAUGGGGGUGAACUGCCCCGCGCUGCCCACCCCCGCCGCCUUUGUCUCGCUUUAAAUUUAGUUUUGAUUUUUUUUAUUAUUAUUUUAAAAGUUUGGGUUGUUUCCUUUUUUUUUUUUUUUUCCGCCCGCCGCCACCGUGGCCGCCCGGCGAUGAACGGCGGGGCUCUGCCGCCGCUGCCUCCCGCCGCACCCCGCGGCCGCCGGCGGCCCGCCUCCCCCGAGCUGCUGCGCUGCAAGCGCCGCCUGGCCUUCGCCGCCCUGCCGGGCACCGGGGCGGCCGCGGCCGCCGUGGCCCGUCGGAACGAGCGGGAGCGCAACCGAGUGCGGCUCGUCAACCUGGGCUUCGCCGCCCUCCGCCAGCACGUCCCCCACGGCGCCGCUAGCAAGAAGAUGAGCAAGGUGGAGACCCUCCGCUCCGCCGUCGAGUACAUCCGCGCCCUGCAGCGGCUCCUCGACGAGCACGACGCCGCCGCCUCUUUCCCCGACGGCCGCGGGCGGGUGGCCGUCGGGGAAGUUGGCGGCGGCGGCGGCUACUCCUCAGCUUCCCCCUCCUUCGCCUCCUCGGCGCCCGGCUCGCCCUGCUCCUCCGAGGAGAGCGGCUACGACGCGGCGCUCAGCCCCGAGGAGCGGGAGCUGCUGGACUUCACCAGCUGGCUGGGGAGCUACUGACACGGCGGGAGCCGCGCUCAGCCCGCAGCACGUCGGCACCCGCGGUCUCGGCGGCAGCAGCAUCCCCUCCAAAGUACCGACCUGCACCCCGGCGGGGCCCCGCUGGCUGCUUUUCUCGCCUGGUUCAGGCGUCGUCUUGUGGCUGUGGGAAGUGCAAUGGGGUCUCUGACUGCGGGGUCCCGCUGCUCCACGGAGGCAGCGGCUCUGCCUGCCCGCCGGGAGCUGCCGGAGAGGAUGUCCGAGCGAACCUGCUUCCCCCCGCCGCCGCUGUCUUAUGUUGCUUUGGAGGGGUGGAAAAAAAAAAAAGAAAAAAAAAUUAGAAA